CAAGGCGCGUCAGCGUCCUUUAAUGUUUGCGUGCGGGGAAUAAUGGCGAUGUGCACAAUAUUACGAUGUGCUUCUGUUAGUUUGACCUCCUCUCUGCCUCGACUGUCAAAUAGAAACGCCGUGACUCCAGGUAGACUGCUGGCGAGGACAUGCUAUAAAAGACCCCUGAGCACCACCACUCGAUUUUGCGCAGCACUGAAGUUCACAGACAAACACGAAUGGGUUCGCGUGGACAGUGGUGUGGCAACAGUGGGCAUCAGUAAUUUCGCACAGGAGGCACUGGGCGACGUGGUCUAUUGUGGGCUCCCUGAAGUUGGCACAAAGUUGGCACAGUCGGAUGAAUUUGGUGCUCUGGAGAGUGUUAAAGCAGCGAGUGAGUUGUACUGUCCUCUGACGGGGGAGGUGACGGAUGUCAAUGAUGCCUUGGCGGACAACCCAGGACUGGUCAACAAAUCAUGCUAUAAAGACGGCUGGCUGAUAAAGAUGACUGUGUCUGUUCCUGAGGAGUUGGAUGGACUGAUGGAUGAAGCCGCUUAUGAGAGAUACAUCAAAUCUAUAGAGGACUAGAGCGUGUUGCUGCCAUGUUGCAUAUAAGAGGGAAAUUAAAAACAAUCAAUUAAGGAAUGUUUAUAGUAGUUGAUUAGUGUAGAUGUUUUCUUAAAUUACAUUUUCCCAGACACAGGAGGGGACCACGUGGACAAAACAUUAUGCACUUUGCCUGGAAAGCAACAAGCAAACCUGAUUGGAUUGAGCCAGUUACUGUAUGUAGCCCCAGAGACAAAGACUAUGUCACGGUUUCAUCUCUUUGGUAGAUGUUACACUGUUCCUGUAAAAGCUUGUCAUUUCUUGGAAUAAGCUACAAAUAAAAUGUGGAUGGAUGAAUAACACCUAAUGUCCAGUCUGAGGACAGCUAUGAAACCUGGUGAAAUUGGUCUUAGUUUUAAAGAACUCAUAACUGAGUUAAAGUGAUUAACAUCAUUAAUUAACAACAUUAAAAAUCUAUUUAAAACA
Messenger RNA from Carassius gibelio (silver crucian carp), 1011 nucleotides. RefSeq names its product glycine cleavage system H protein, mitochondrial. Bases 43 to 567 code for a protein of 174 amino acids. The transcript is spliced from 5 exons. The record is from RefSeq and is a predicted model, not a curated record. Gene Ontology annotation, biological process: protein lipoylation; glycine decarboxylation via glycine cleavage system. Gene Ontology annotation, cellular component: mitochondrion; glycine cleavage complex; cytoplasm. NCBI's taxonomy places the organism in Eukaryota, Metazoa, Chordata, Actinopteri, Cypriniformes, Cyprinidae.